Olea europaea var. sylvestris is the source of this 2130-nucleotide messenger RNA. RefSeq names its product nucleobase-ascorbate transporter 4. Gene Ontology annotation, molecular function: transmembrane transporter activity. The transcript has 14 exons. Gene Ontology annotation, cellular component: membrane. NCBI's taxonomy places the organism in Eukaryota, Viridiplantae, Streptophyta, Magnoliopsida, Lamiales, Oleaceae. Bases 283 to 1869 code for a protein of 528 amino acids. Gene Ontology annotation, biological process: transmembrane transport. The record is from RefSeq and is a predicted model, not a curated record.
GAUAGUCCUCAAUGGUGGUUGGCUUCCAUACCCAAUUUCCAUCUUCUAAUCCACCCAACCAUAUCUUUUAAUACACACAAUUUCAUUCUUUAAUCAACUGUCAUUUUUUCUGGAUUCAGUAUUGACCGUAAAUCUUGAAAAUUUGUGAGUGAGACAAGAAUAUGUUAAAUGGAGUUCAAUCGAGCAUGAGAUAAAAUGAAUUGAUAUAAAGAGGCUUAAUUUCUCUAGCUCUUAGCUUUCGUAUUGGGCUUCAGUGUGUGGGUGUGUUUGAGAGAGAGAGAUAUGACGUCUACGAAGGUGGUGGAUGAAUUGGUGCCGCACCCAGUGAAGGAGCAACUCCCCGGAGUAGAUUACUGCCUCAAUAGCAACCCUUCAUGGGCUGAAGCCUUUAUUCUGGGAUUUCAGCACUACCUUGUAAUGCUCGGGACAACUGUUAUCAUUGCCACCAUCAUUGUUCCUUAUAUGGGUGGUAGUAAUGUGGAGAAGGCUCAAAUGAUACAAACUAUGCUCUUUGUUUCUGGAAUGAAUACACUCUUGCAAACAUGGUUUGGAACCCGGCUUCCAGUAGUGAUAGGCGGUUCAUUCAGAUUCAUAAUUCCAUCUCUUUAUGUUGCAUUUGCGCAAAGAUAUUACUCAUACCUCAAUCCUAUUGAUAGAUUUAAAAAAACAAUAACGGCAGUACAAGGGGCUCUCAUGAUUGCAUCAAUACUUCCCGUGAUACUUGGUUUUCUGGGGAUAUGGAGGAUUGUUGUGAAGUUCCUGAGCCCUCUUUCUGCCGUUCCUCUGGUAACACUUGUGGGACUUGGGCUGUAUGAACAAGGUUUCCCUCUGCUGGCAGAAUGUAUUGAGAUAGGGCUUCCAGAGCUAAUUAUUUUAGUUUUGCUAUCUCAAUUCGUGCCUCAUAUGUUGAAAUCUAAGCUUCCCAUAUACAACCGUUUUACUAUCCUAAUUUCGGUAGGAUUGGUAUGGGGAUACGCAGCCCUUCUUACAGUAGCUGGUGCAUACAAAAAUAGCCCACUGAAAACUCAGUUAAGUUGCCGUGUUGAUCGCUCUGGACUUGUAAGUGGAGCAUCGUGGAUAAAAUUUCCAUACCCGUUUCAAUGGGGUUCACCUGAUUUACAUGUUGGAGAAGUUUUUGUGAUGCUGGCAGCAGCUUUUGUUGCUGUGAUUGAGUCUACAGGUGCAUUUAUUGCAGCUUCAAGAUACUGUAGUGCCACGUACAUACCAGCUUCUGUUCUUAGUCGAGGCAUUGCCUGGCUGGGAAUAGGAAUUUUUAUUGAUGGUUUAUAUGGUUCAGCUGGUGGAUCCACUGUAUCAGUUGAGAAUAUCGGAUUCUUGGCAUUGACACGAGUUGGAAGUCGAAGGGUGGUACAAAUAUCAGCAUUUUUCAUGUUUUUCUUUUCAAUCUUUGGAAAAUUUGGAGCUAUCAUUGCAUCCAUUCCACUGCCAAUUGUUGGAGCUUUGUAUUGUGUCCUCUUCGCCCUUAUGUCUUCUGCUGGUCUUGGUUUACUACAGUUCUGCAACCUUAACAGCUUCAGGACAAAGUUCAUUUUAGGCUUCUCAUUCUUCAUGGGUCUUUCGGUACCACGGUACUUCAGCGACUAUGUGAUAACUUCUGGUCGUGGUCCGGUUCACACAAAUGCAAUAUGGUUUAACAAAGUAAUGCUGGUGAUCUUUACAUCCCCAGCCACUGUGGCAGGGCUUGUUGCAGUCUUCUUGGACCUCACUCUGGCACCUAAACAUCCCUCAACAAGGAAAGAUAGUGGGAGGCAUUGGUGGGCUAAAUUCAAGUAUUUUGGUAAAGAUCCAAGAAGUGAAGAAUUCUACUCUCUCCCUGUUGGCCUUUCUAAGUACUUCCCUUCAUUUUGAUCAUGGGAAUCUUCACACUAUAAAACCGUAUGAGAAUGUCCUCCAUUCUAUUUCUAGAGAAAGCUCCCAACGUAUACAAUAGAGCAUUAUUAGCAAAUGGCAUUCGAAGUGAAACAGAAAAAAGACUCGUACAAUAGAGAUUAAAAAAAUAUUGAAUUCGUUUGUUUUUACACUGAAAUGCUUAUUUAUAUAUAGACUGUAAAAUAUUUACAAACAUAUGUGAAAAUUCCCUCUUUUGAUAUUAUUGAAUUAUCUCAUCCA